AUGAAAAUCACCUCGCUGCUCACUGGUAUCUUCGCGGCCCACUAUGCCAGCGCAGAGCUCGUGUAUCUAGUCAACUCUGUAAAGGGCAACGAGAUCUCCAGCGGCAUGGCAUACUACGCCGAUGGUCACUCUGCCGAAAACUUCGCCCAGCCUCAAGACUACACCGACGUCACCCAUGGGUCUAAUGUUCACUGGGAAGGAAAACCUGUAAAGGAGCAAGGCAACUUCAGUAGCGGGGUUAGUUUCACCUCCAACAUCUUCGCCGACGCUGCCAGUAAGGAUCUUAACCAAUGGGCCGGAUCUGGAAACAAUGGAUUCAAGGACUUUACUUGUUGGAAGGCAUAUAGCAACAGGGGCAAGCCUUUCCUGCUGUAUCGUGUAGAUGGUUGGGAGGUCUACAGUAUCUACUUUUGCCGAAAUAAUAAGUAG
Molecule: messenger RNA, 429 nt
Organism: Fusarium venenatum
Lineage: Eukaryota; Fungi; Ascomycota; Sordariomycetes; Hypocreales; Nectriaceae
Source: RefSeq, a predicted model, not a curated record